UAUAAAUGCAAUAACAAUAGCAAAUAUAUGAGCAAUAUGAUGCUCUUUGUUUUGGAGAGGAAUAGGAGGAACAUUUAAAAAAUUUAAUUCAUUUAUUAAAAACUAAAAGGAGAAAGCCAAAGCCUUAGAUUAUUCAAAAAGAUGAUGAAGAAGGCUAUUAAUUUGAUACUUUGAAGGAGGUUAAAGAGAAUGGUUCACAUUUAUCUAAUCUUUCAUCAGAUACUCAUUAAACUUUUAUUUCAAUCAACAUUACCGAUUAUGAAGCAAGAUAAUUAUAAAAAAUGUUAGAGGAUUUAUUUAAGGAGUUUAAAUAACAAUAAUGCGAAAAAGAAAGAUAUAAAAAGGCUUAUUCAGAAUUGUAUUAAAAUUCUUAAUCUGGAAUUAAAGAAAUUUAAAAAAAAAUUAGUAAUUCUGAUGUAGUGUAAAAUAACAAAAAGAUUGAAUCUUAAGAUAUUAAAUAUUCUACAGAUAACUCAAAUAAAACGAGCAAGAAAGUUUUAAAUCCAAAUCAAAUAGUAUAGAGUUUAAGAAAAUUAAAUACCACAUAUUAAAAAUAUUUGGAUGAGAUAAGAAAAUCUAAGUAACAUAAUCACAGUGAUUAGGCUUUUAAUUAAUUAAGACAAAAGGUUGAGAAAUUUUAAGAAUAACAACAAAAUAUGAAGAAAGAUAUAUUAAUUCUUUAAGAAUGUCGAACAAUAUUGAAUGAAAAUGAAAAAAUAUUGUUAGAACAUGAUUAGGAAUUGAUAGGAAUAAAUUAAAUAUUUUAGAGAUGAG
Molecule: messenger RNA, 774 nt
Organism: Paramecium sonneborni
Lineage: Eukaryota; Ciliophora; Oligohymenophorea; Peniculida; Parameciidae
Source: the annotation of a GenBank genome assembly